UUGUAGGCUGUAUUAAAAUGGCACGUCUAAAUCGCUCCAACAUCGUCCCAGGUCUGAAGCGUGCACUAGUGUCCUCCAAAUGUCUUGACGGUGUCGCAUGCAGUGACAACCAGCGUAUUGCAGACUACAGCUUGUUCUUCAACGAACAAACGAAACUGACAAAACCGGCACCUAUUUGGAGGUAUGUAGAACAAAAGAGUAAAACGCCGAUAUCUGGACAAGUAUGGAUGGAUGGAGGAUUCCCAAACAGCAUACAGUUUCCCCUUCUCAAAGCAACGUUAACGUUAAGCGAUGGUAACGAGAUAGAAAUUACGCCCGUUGAGAUGAAACGUGGUCUGCAGUAUACAAGCUCGAAGGGGAUGCCAAAGAUCCGAAGAUGGGUGGAUGAGCUAUACAGGCGUGUACACAAACCUCCAACAAUGGACGCCGGUGGACUCCCCUCAUCCCUCGCCUUGCUACUCACCCCCGGGGGAAGAUAUGGCGUGGUCCAGGCCAUCAGGAUGCUUGUGGAAGAUGGAGGUUGUUUUCUCGCUGAAGAAGUGAUUUACCAGACAAUAAGUCCUACAUACUUACCACGGAAAGUCAGAGGCGUUCCAAUCCGAAGUGAUAAUGAAGGUAUGGACCCUGUCCACCUCAAGCAGGUGUUGUCCGAAUGGGACGAGGGGAGCCAGGGACGGCGUCCCCAUCUAAUGUACAUCGUCCCUAGUCUAAGCAACCCCACGGGGAAGACCCUGAGCGAACAACGGAAGAAGGACCUCUACAACGUUGCCCGAGAGUUUAACAUCCUUAUCUUGGAAGACGAUCCGUACUACUUCUUGCAGAGCUCUCUCGUCCCGAGUUUCCUGUCGAUGGAUACGGAUGGGCGUGUUAUUCGAGUUGACUCAUUUUCGAAGACGUUAUCCCCAGGGUGUCGAAUUGGUAUUGUGUUUGGACCAAAGCAGAUUGUGGAGAAAAUGACAGUUAUCCAACAUCCAAUGACAGGGGGGCCGAACGCAUUAUCUCAGGUGAUUAUCUCUAAGGUUGUGAACACCUGGGGGCACGACAAAUUCCUCAAACACAUGGAAAAGGUGGCUAGCUUCUACAAGCAGAGAAAUGACACACUGAUAUCAUAUAUGGAGAAAUAUCUUACAGGUCUAUGCGAGUGGACCCCCGCGGGCGGUGGGAUGUUUCAGUGGGUGACGUUACUGGGCGUGGACAAGUCCGAGCCGGUCGUUGACAGAUUGAUGGAGAGGGGUGUAUUCGUCAUGGACGGCUCCAUCUUCUCCGUGGACCUAGCAUCACGACCCAACAUCAGGCUCUGCUACUCACGGGUGUCGGACACACAAUUGGAAAAGGCAAUUUCAACAUUAGCUGAUGUUCUGAAGGAACUGAGAGACCUCAAAUGAAAACACGUUUACUCAAAAUGGCAUCUACACUAACUCCUGACAACGAGAUAUGAAACGCAUUCAAGACUUAUGUAUUUAUACACUUUAAUUGAUAUGGGAGAUUAUAAUGAAUAUUACCUGUGUCGAGAUUAUUGGUAGUUGGAUAUCUAUUCGUUUUCAAUGUAAUUUCGGUUGCCAAAUGAAUACAUCAUAUUCUUUGACGUAUCAAAUUCUUUAUUUUGACUUGCACCAAAGGUUCUCGUGGGUUUUUUUCAGGUAAACAAUUGACUUGCCUGUACAUGUGUUUGUGACGGUUGCCACUUUGGGUCAGGAUAGGUUCACCUUUUUGCGAACACAUGUUAUCACCACUAUUUGAUAGUGUUCAUGAUAUAAUCGGAAUCGUACAAUGCAGAGACGUAAGAUUCAACAUCGAAACGUCGCUAUAUAUGCAAUA
Molecule: messenger RNA, 1818 nt
Organism: Haliotis rufescens (red abalone)
Lineage: Eukaryota; Metazoa; Mollusca; Gastropoda; Lepetellida; Haliotidae
Product: kynurenine/alpha-aminoadipate aminotransferase, mitochondrial-like
Exons: 11
Coding region: 18-1385 (455 amino acids)
Biological process (GO): biosynthetic process
Molecular function (GO): pyridoxal phosphate binding; transaminase activity
Source: RefSeq, a predicted model, not a curated record